This is a messenger RNA of Gadus macrocephalus (Pacific cod), 680 nucleotides long. RefSeq names its product unconventional myosin-Ic-like. The coding region runs from base 75 to 374 and encodes 99 amino acids. Gene Ontology annotation, molecular function: cytoskeletal motor activity. Lineage: Eukaryota; Metazoa; Chordata; Actinopteri; Gadiformes; Gadidae. The transcript is spliced from 4 exons. Gene Ontology annotation, cellular component: myosin complex. The record is from RefSeq and is a predicted model, not a curated record.
GUGUGUGUGUGUGUGUGUGUGUGUGUGUGUGUGUGUGUGUGUGUGUGUGUGUGUGUGUGUGUGUCACCAUUUCAAUGUGUUCCUCAGGAAUCUCAGUGAGCCGCCUGAGUGACGGGAUCCUCGUUCUGCACGUGCUCUGUGAAGACAACAAGCAGAAGGCGGACCUGGUGCUUCUGUGUGAUCAUGUGAUCGAGGUCGUGACCAAGGUCGCCAUGAUGGCCAACAAGGUCGACCAGGUCAACGUGAGCCAGGGCAGCAUCAGGUUCUCUGCUGCGCGCAGCAAGGAGGGCGUGGUGGACUUCACCAGGGGCGCGGAGCUGAAGGUGGCCAAGGGCAAGCAUGGACACCUACUGGUGACCGCCCGGCAGGUGUGACUCUAAAGAAUGACCGAUUCAAUCAUUCAUUCAUUCAUUGACCAAUGAAGUUUCCCUGUUCUUCUGAGGAGCCGAUCAGAAACUGAAGUCCUUCUCGUUUCCUUUUGUCGCAAAUAUUAUUUUCGUUCUAUAUAUAUUUUUUGGAAUUUUUUAAUAUUAUAACACAGCCACUCACUGACCGCGUCCUAUAAAUUCAUGUUGCCACAUAAUAUAACGGAUGAUUUCAACUACAUCGUGUCUAAUGUUUGAUUAACCAAUCUUUUUGUAAUAAUAAAAAUAUAUCUUAAAUGAAGUAAAACGAUCAAA